AUGAAGAUGAACAAAAAAAUAAUCGUGACUAUCUGUGCAGUCAUAAUUUACGCGAUUCUCUUUGUGUAUGUUACAAAAAAUGUUGCAGGACAAUCGCAAUGUGGAAACUAUUUUCAAUUUUGCAUUCGGUUUUGCUCAGCAGAUACAGAAACCUUUUCAGAUGACUUUCUUUUGGAUGAAUUCCUAAAGAGUGAGUUCGGCAAAAGCUUCAAGAAUCUCAUUGGAUUUAAUUUUAAUGUUUUUCGAGGAUUUCCUGUGUGUGGUGAAUUGAAAUAUUUCCAACUAAGGGAAAAUUCGACGUCGCCGUUCUCUCCUCUUGGCAAUGUUGUUAUGCACUUGAGAAAACAAUAUAACUAUAAAAAAUACUGUCUAGAAAAAUCAGAUGAUGUCCAGCAUGGCUGGAAAAUAAUGAUUUGUCAACGGGAUGUCUACUUCUAUAAAAUAUUUCAUUUCAUAGCAAUAUCCUGCUCAGUGUUACUAUUUGGAUCCAUAAUAUUUGUAUAUUCCUACUUCAAGGAACUUCGAGACUUUCAUGGAAAGUUUACAAUCGUAUUAAUGGUGCCUUUAAUUUGUGCAUAUAUUGUCAUUCCAUUAGCUGUGUUCGAUCACGAUGAACAAAAACUUUUUAGAGGUUAUUUUGGAGUUAUCUUACCUAUGAUUUAUACAACAACAAUGAUGAUGAUUCUACUUUGGAUAACUGCAAUGAUUUUACAUUCGUUCUUGACGUUCAAAAAUUUCAAGCAACAAGUAUUAAAUCAAUACGAUUUCUCAAUAUUUGUCGCAUUUGUUCUUACUUUCAUCAUAUUUUCUGCAUUCUUGUUAGUUUGGGAAAGGAUUUCAGAUGGUAAUAAUAACUUUAUUCUAUAUUUGUGCAUGCUCAAUAAUUUGUUAAUUUUUAAAGAUUCUCGACAGCAUUAUUUGUAUGUGAUUUACUUCUUCAUUGGUUUCAUUGAUAUUAUAUUACUGAUCAUAACUGGAAUCAAAGUGCUUAUUGUCUCCCGACAUCUUACACACUCCGAGCAGCCAAAAUUUGACACUGAGAGGAAAUGGUACUGGAUAACUGUAAAGUUAUCUCUGAUAAUGCUGGUGACUUGGAAAUUUGUGUUCAUCACAUGGGAAGAUAUUAAUUAUCAUUUAUUGACUAACUUCAUAUCAGAUUUUGUGAUGAUUUUUACAGCUGUAAUAAUUUCAAUAAUUUUACUAGGACGGAAACAAGUGAAAAUUUUAUUAUUUGGAAAAUAUCAUGCAAUGUUAAAUGUAGAAGCUUAA
Messenger RNA from Chironomus riparius, 1269 nucleotides. The record is from the annotation of a GenBank genome assembly. NCBI's taxonomy places the organism in Eukaryota, Metazoa, Arthropoda, Insecta, Diptera, Chironomidae.